AUGGCAAGCGACCGCUCCACCUCACCUCCGUUUUUCCCAUCAAAAAGUGACAGAUUUUUAUCAAGAGUGAAAGAGAGUUUAAAUAAUGAAACAAAUGAUGGAGAAUCAGCAUUGAAAUAUGAUCUUGCACAACGCUCAAGAGGAGUGGGGCCCAACCCUACAAUUGCAUUCAACAAAAGACCGUUAAACGAUACUCCUAUAGUUAGUGGUACCGCGUCACCACGUGCCGGAAUGGCAAUGUCUCCUCUUGAUUUAAGUGAAGAUGAGGAUGAUAUAACUAGCAAACAUAUAAAUGAUGAUAGCACGAAACCUAAUACUGAUCGCAAUCAACAUUUGGAGCCCUACAAAAUGGGUUCUAGCUCGAUCAGGCCUGCCAAAACGACCCUUGAUAUCCCCGGCCAGACGAAGUCAAAGACAUCCCCGGAUGGGACAAUUGUUAAUACAAGUGAAAGGGUGGUAGUGGUUAUGAUUGGAUUACCAGCCAGAGGCAAGUCCUAUCUAAGCAACAAGCUUGUCAGAUACUUGAAUUGGCUUCAAAUUAAUGCCAAAAUAUUUAACGUUGGAUCUACACGAAGAGCAAAGGCCGCCAAUGUAGGACCAGAAAACUCACCCUUACCCGACAAGAAGAUUGGCACAUUACAUGACGCCAGUUUCUUUUCUCCCGAUAACAAAUCCAACAUCCUUCUGAGAGAGGAGUGGGCUAAAGAAACUUUGGAUAACCUACUGCAUUAUCUUUUGGAGGGAGACGGGUGUGUUGGCGUUUUUGAUGCCACAAAUUCAACCAAGCAGAGGCGCAAAACUGUCCUUGAUAUGAUCAUGGAAAAGAGCAAGGGACAACUCAAAGUUCUUUUUCUAGAGAGUAUUUGUAAUGAUAGGACAAUACUGGAGGAUAAUAUUCAGCUCAAAUUACAAGGGCCUGAUUACCGGAAUAUGAAACCCGAACUUGCAAUCAAGGAUUUCCUCGGAAGAUUGAAGAAUUAUGAACUUGCGUAUGAAACUAUUGAUGAAGAAGAAGAAAAGGACAAAAAUUUUCAAUAUGUGAAGAUGAUCGAUGUCGGCCGUAAGGUUAUUGCAUGUAAUAUACGGGGAUUUUUGGCAUCACAAAUCAUUUACUAUUUUCUGAAUUUUAAUUUAAGUCCUAGACAAAUAUUCAUCACCAGACAUGGUGAAUCAGAGGAUAAUGUCAAAGGGAGAAUUGGUGGGGAUUCAAAUUUAACUCCGAGAGGACAUGCUUUUGCUAAGGCUCUUGCAAAAUUCAUGGAUUUCAAAAAGCGUCAAUUUAGGGAAGCCCAGUUAAAAGCAUUCAGUGUAAGAAACGCUAGUCUAGUUUCGGGCUCUCAGCUGAAUAAAAGUAUCCCUGAGGAGCCAUCGUUUUCGGUUUUCACGUCGAUGCUCCGCCGCAGCGUACAGACGGCUAAAUACUUUUCGGAUGACUUCUAUGAUAUCAAGGAAAUGCGUAUGUUAGACGAGCUGGGAAGUGGAAAAUUUGACGGUAUGACAUAUGAAGAAAUUCAAAAGCGUUUUCCCGAAGAAUUCAAGUCUAGGUUGGAAAACAAAAUGGCCUACAGGUAUCCUGGUGUUGGUGGCGAAUCAUACUUGGACGUGAUUGCAAGGCUCAAGCCUUUGAUAACCGAGCUGGAGAGGACCACGAAUCAUAUAUUAAUUAUCACACACAGAGUUGUGGCAAGGGUUUUGAUUGCAUACUUUUUGAAUCUGAACAAAAACUCUGUGGGGGACUUGGAUGUGCCAUUGCAUACAAUCUACAUGUUUGAACCUAAACCUUUUGGCGUGGAUUACCAUAUUUAUGAGUUUGACGAAAACACAAACUGGUUUAACGAACUAGACCCAAACAACUUACAAAACAGUAAGAGGAUGAGGCAAGUUGGUAUCUCCUUCAGGGAGCGUGCAUAUUCAGUGGUACCUACGGCUCCUAGGAAAAAUCAGACAUUAUCCUCUGGCGAUGAUAAUAUCAACGAACUUUCGAAGACUGCAAAUUUACAAAACACUGUUUCUUCAAGUUCUUCAAUCGCCAGUCAGCAGUUGGUUUCAAAGACAAACAACCGCACUAACAAAACUAUUCUUGACAAUAUUAAUUCUGCCAGAGGUUUGGGACAAGCACCUAGUAAUAGUUUAUAAUAUUUGAUCAGUCGAUUCAAUGGCAAAAAGCGAACAAACAUGUAAUCAAGUAAAAACUUUGAACUUGAAUUUUACGUUGGCAUUGAGCCCAUGAUGAAGACCAUACUCAGCAUUGGAACUAUUUAGCUCGCUGAAGUAAGAUAUUAUUCGAAGCUACUUGCUUAUUUCUUGGCAGCCUUUUGAGCAGCCUUGGUGACCUUUCCGGCACCAGCAGCAGUCUUCUCAACAGACUUGAUGACACCGACGGCAACGGUCUGUCUCAUAUCUCUGACGGCAAAUCUUCCCAAUGGUGGGUACUCAGUGAAGGUCUCAACACACAUUGGCUUAGAUGGGAUCAUCUUAACAAUAGCAGCGUCACCAGACUUGACAAACUUAGGGUUCUCCUCAAUCUUCUUACCGGUUCUUCUGUCGAUCUUCUCGAGCAGUUGGUCGAAUCUGCAGGCAAUGUGGGCAGUGUGGCAGUCCAAAACUGGAGAGUAACCAGCAGAGAUCUGACCUGGGUGGUUCAAGAUAAUGACUUGAGCGUUGAAGGAAGCACAUCCUUGAGGUGGGUCGUUCUUCGAAUCACCACAGACGUUACCUCUUCUAAUUUCCUUGACGGAAACGUUCUUGACGUUGAAUCCAACAUUGUCACCUGGAAGACCCUCAGCAAGCUGCUCGUGGUGCAUCUCGACGGACUUGACUUCGGUGGUAACACCAGCUGGGGCGAAAGUAACAACCAUACCAGCUUUGAUGACACCAGUCUCAACUCUACCGACUGGAACAGUACCGAUACCACCAAUCUUGUAGACAUCUUGCAAUGGCAAUCUCAAUGGCUUGUCAGAUGGUCUGGCAGGUGGCUCAAUGGCGUCAAUGGCCUCGAGAAGAGUCUUACCCUUGACGACACCAGACUUGGUCUCCUUUUGCCAUCCCUUGUACCAUGGGCAGUUAGAAGAAGGCUCAAUCAUGUUGUCACCGUUCCAACCAGAAAUUGGGACGAAUGGAACAGUCUUAGGGUUGUAACCAACCUUCUUGAUGAAGUUAGAGGUUUCCUUGACAAUUUCCUCGAAUCUGGCCUCAGACCAUUGAACAGAGUCCAUCUUGUUGACAGCAACAAUCAGUUGUCUGACACCAAGGGUGAAAGCCAACAAAGCGUGCUCUCUGGUUUGACCGUCCUUGGAAAUACCAGCCUCGAACUCACCGGUACCACCAGCAAUAAUCAAAAUAGCACAGUCAGCCUGGGAAGUACCAGUAAUCAUGUUCUUGAUGAAAUCUCUGUGACCUGGAGCAUCAAUAACAGUGACGUGGUACUUUGGAGUCUCGAAUUUCCACAAAGCGAUAUCGAUGGUGAUACCUCUUUCUCUCUCAGCCUUCAACUUGUCCAAAACCCAAGCGUAUUUGAAGGAACCCUUACCAAGCUCGGCAGCCUCCUUUUCAAACUUCUCGAUGGUUCUCUUGUCGAUACCACCACACUUGUAGAUCAAGUGGCCGGUAGUGGUAGAUUUACCAGAGUCGACGUGACCAAUAACAACGACGUUAACGUGAGUCUUUUCUUUACCCAUUUUGUAGUUUUCAGUCUUUGAAAAAGCUGCUGAAGAAAAUUUUUCAGGUCAAUUCCCACCUUAUUCAAUUCGCCUCAUCGCAAAAAUUUUCGGCCUUAAAGUUUGGUUACCCGGAAGUUAAUGCCGGGUAAUUAGAUUUAAUUUAAUUGUUCACCUUCGAUAAAGACUGCUAAAUGGUCUAUUAGUUUUCAUUCUGUUGCGCAUCCAGUGCAUCAAUCAACUCGUUUUCAUCUCCUGAAAAUGAGCUGAAAAAGUUGUUGAAUUCUGGCACAUUAUCACGAUAUUGAUUGUGCACUAAUUCCCUCUAUAGCCGAUUGAGUCGAUAUUAGUAUCUAGUUAUUUGUAAAUCUCCUCACGUUGACUUACCUGAGCAAGGUUUUUCACUCCAGCUGUGAAAGAAUUGCGUUUCCAGUGAGAAACUGAUUGACGGCCCUGGUUAUAUUUGAAAAGUGAAUAAAUAAAACCUCCCCCAAAGAACACCGCAACAGCACACAAGCAAAUGAAAAGGAAAAUCCAGAUUAUUGCCUUGUCGUCUUUCUUUGCGGCUGUCGGACACCCAUGAAUAGUUCUCACCUCAAAAAAGUAGGAACAAUCAUGUAGGGAACCCACGUAAGAGAUCGAUGCUUUUGUCAUAAUCUCCCGAUCACAAACAAACGAUAAAAUGGUCGACUUUUUUAGUGAGCCAUCAUUUUUGAAGCCUUCACAAACACUACCGUCUGUGUAUUCAAGAACCAGCUUCCGUCCUCUGAAUUUUGGAGUCGUUGAUAUCUGUCCUAUGGAUUUUUUGUGACCUGUUGUAUCAGUAUAAUAACCACCAACCUCACUUUUAUUUGUGACACCUUCAAAAUCUGACUCUGGAAGACUUUGAGGCUGUUUUAAUGGGGUCGAACAAAUACCUAUGGAAAAGUUUCGACCAUAAUCGUAGCCGCGUGCAUUCCAUGCCUGUACCAGCCCAUCGUUUCCCAAUGCACCUAAAGGUCGAAGAUCAAAAAAUUGAUUGGUCAGGGGAUUUAUCACAGUACAAGGUUCGGGUGAAAUUUCACUUGUAUAGUUUUGCUUGUGAACAAACUUGGAAGUCUUUUCGAGAGUUUCCCAUUGAUAAAGCAAAUGGUUUGCCUCCUCUUGUAUCUCUGCUUUUAAUUUCUCAUUUCGAGAGCUUACAAUUCCAAAAACCACAAGAAUACAGACCACAGAAGCAAGUAAAAUGACUGGUUUUCGGGGCCUGAUCAUUUUCAGAGUUAAGUAAAUCUAAAUUCUCUAGGUAUUGAAGGCACGCUUUAUGAUGCAAGACAAAUGAUAUCUUUAUUCAAAUGAAUAUAAUAGGAGCCAACGAGUCUUACCUUAAUUUUUACUUUGAGGGAGACAAUCAAGUCUUGGUACGGAGAACGUAUGCGUGCAAGCUUGAUCUUCCUAGUUCAGGUCGAAUGAUGCCAAAGAUAUCAAAAUC
This is a messenger RNA of Ogataea polymorpha, 5124 nucleotides long. RefSeq lists its product as uncharacterized. Lineage: Eukaryota; Fungi; Ascomycota; Pichiomycetes; Pichiales; Pichiaceae. Gene Ontology annotation, cellular component: cytosol. The transcript is spliced from 2 exons. The coding region runs from base 1 to 2136 and encodes 711 amino acids. The record is from RefSeq and is a predicted model, not a curated record. Gene Ontology annotation, biological process: fructose metabolic process; fructose 2,6-bisphosphate metabolic process. Gene Ontology annotation, molecular function: 6-phosphofructo-2-kinase activity; ATP binding.